AUGGACCCACAACAACCUGUCGAAAACCAUCAAACCGGCCCCUCAAAUCCAACACCCACUCCGACUCGGGCUCCGGCAGCAAGAAAGAAAAGCAGCCAUCCGAAAGUCAACGGAAGAGGUCUGAGAGUCAGGGUACCAGCACUAUGCGCCGCUCGUAUAUUCCAACUGACCCGUGAACUGGGCCACCGGUCGGAUGGUCAGACCAUUGAAUGGCUCCUUCACCAUGUCCAUCCGUCUCACUUUCCCACUUCCACCGUCGCCACACCGGAGAACAGACAAGACACAUCGUCGGAACUUGAUUUGUUUCCAAACAUGUCUUUUACUUCGUUGCUGAUGCAAGGCCAAAACCAAGACCAAGAUUUUGAGGGCCAUGGCUAG
Messenger RNA from Erigeron canadensis, 378 nucleotides. RefSeq names its product transcription factor PCF1-like. The transcript has a single exon. Gene Ontology annotation, cellular component: nucleus. The record is from RefSeq and is a predicted model, not a curated record. Lineage: Eukaryota; Viridiplantae; Streptophyta; Magnoliopsida; Asterales; Asteraceae. Gene Ontology annotation, molecular function: sequence-specific DNA binding; DNA-binding transcription factor activity. Bases 1 to 378 code for a protein of 125 amino acids.